This is a messenger RNA of Linum trigynum, 695 nucleotides long. The record is from the annotation of a GenBank genome assembly. NCBI's taxonomy places the organism in Eukaryota, Viridiplantae, Streptophyta, Magnoliopsida, Malpighiales, Linaceae.
AGUUGUACAAUAAACCACCAAUACUUUAUAGUAUAGUAGAAGUGCUCAUCAAUAAAUGAUAUUGAAUUCAGCAAUAAACGCAAAGAGAUGAGGCUGGGCGAGUGGUCUAAACGGAGACCGUUAUAGGUGGCAAUAAAUUGCCCUUACUCUCCGGCCGAUGGGAGUUUCCGGUGAUAUAGCCGUUUUCAGCCAACAUCAGGCUGUUAGAGUUUGGCUUCGAGCCGCCUUUAGGAUUCAGAGGGUUUGUGUUGGAGCUCUUCAUUCCGUAAAUGGACUUAUCGCAAGUGGUAAUACAGGACCUCUACUUCGAUGCCGGUGAGAAUGGUUGCGGGUCGUACGCCUCGUCGUUGCUGCCCGGCGCUGACUGCCCUGCAAAUGUUGUUUUCAUGGCAGCUUACUUUGCCGACAAGGACAGGAAUCCCCAGCAGCUCCCCAACGUCUUCUGCAUCUUCGAGAAGUACGCUUGGGGUUCUGUGGAAGUGAAAAAGGGUAGCGUAAAGAAGGGAGAAGAAAGGAACGAGACAGAGAGAUACAAGCAAUAUCUAUUGUAACCUCGUUUACACAAUAAAUAAAAGACAAAUGAGAAAACUUGAAACCCCAUUUCAAAUUUUCUGCAUCCAGAGUGAAAGUAGGAAGGAUUCGAACCAUGACUACUGUAAGAAAAACAAAGAUCAUAACAAAUCACAUUAAGUACA